GUCUUCGGGUCGGAUUGCAACCAUAACUUACGGUCAAACGGCAAAUCUUUUGAUAUUGGUAACUUCAUCAUCAUUCCAACCUAAAUCUUGUGAAAUGCGAUUCUCGCUCUAUUUAGCGGUUGUUUUCUUUUUGGUAAACUUCGCCUACGGCUUUUCGGCGAAACCACCCAGUGGUCGCGUAGCUCCGUUUCGGGUCGAUACAAGCAGUGUACGCAACAGUCCGUCGCUUUCCGCACAAGCUCACUCGUGGGUCACUAUAAGGGGCGGAGCACAGAAGACAUCAACACGUCUUAAAUCGGGCCCGAUCAACAACGAUUCGAAAUGCCCGGUUACUGGUGUAGCUACAGUCGCGGCGUCCAUAUGGGGAACAGGCGGCGUUCUUUAUAUCCUUGCCAAAGCUAUUAAACGAGUUCUCCCUAUCGCAUUGGAACCCUUUGUAGCCGGUGCUGUUCCUUUGAACCAAGUUCAACUCGGCACUCUCGUCUCUCACUCUACUUUUCAUCUUCGAUACAGUGCGUACAUUGCCACAUGCCUUUGGUUUGCCUAUGUUGAAGGGUACAAGGGGUUUCAGUUGAAGUUUAGCCCGCUAGUUGUAAAACGAUCGUUUACUCUUGUACCAGGCAAGAAUGGAACAUCCUGGUACCAUUUCGUAUUGGCGCCUUUCUAUUCCAUGGGCCUGGUCCACGCGACAAAAAAGCGCAAAAUCAUAAGCUGGAGUGUCAGUAUCGGUGUGGCUGGUAUCGUGGCUGCGGUCAAACGAUUUCCAUAUCCCUGGCGAAACAUUGUGGAUGCUGGCGUUGUGGUAGGACUGACGUGGGGAAGCCUCAGUAUUUUGCUGAUCUACAUCAAGUCCUGGAUGAUCGGGCAGCCGCCUCAGCAAAUUGAUGCUGCUCUUCCAACUGCAAAGAAGUAA
This is a messenger RNA of Phaeodactylum tricornutum CCAP 1055/1, 913 nucleotides long. RefSeq lists its product with no specific name. The transcript is spliced from 2 exons. The record is from RefSeq and is a predicted model, not a curated record. Lineage: Eukaryota; Bacillariophyta; Bacillariophyceae; Surirellales; Neidiaceae. The coding region runs from base 95 to 913 and encodes 272 amino acids.